Molecule: messenger RNA, 2291 nt
Organism: Carassius auratus (goldfish)
Lineage: Eukaryota; Metazoa; Chordata; Actinopteri; Cypriniformes; Cyprinidae
Gene: tbcb
Product: tubulin folding cofactor B
Exons: 7
Coding region: 249-989 (246 amino acids)
Biological process (GO): cytoplasmic microtubule organization; tubulin complex assembly; post-chaperonin tubulin folding pathway
Cellular component (GO): nucleus; microtubule plus-end; cell cortex
Molecular function (GO): alpha-tubulin binding; microtubule plus-end binding
Source: RefSeq, a predicted model, not a curated record
UGGGUGGGUGGAAUCUUCCAGAAUCUAGUGGCGCGGUCUGUGACGGAAGACCUUUUCAGGAGAGCCAAAACAAGAAGAUAGUAUACGUUUUUUUUAGGUUUAAAUUCUGAAGACAGCUCUUAUAGUUUUUGGACCGUGUGGAACUGGUGAGAUCUGAACGCGCAAACAGCUGACUGAAGUAGUGAAUAAAGUGAAGGACUUGUCAACUCGACCACCCCAGCAGCAUCACAGUUUGUUAGUUCCUGAAGAUGGACGGGAGUGUGACCGUCCUCUCCAGCCCCACGGUGUCCGUGCGGCUGACCAGCGCCGCCAGCUCCUUCGAGACGAACCGGAGAUUCAACCGAGGCAUAACGAUCGCGGAGUUCAAGUGUAAAUUGGAGAUGAUUGUGGGCACCACAGCUGCCUAUAUUGACCUUGAGCUAUUCAGCACUUCUGACAAGUUCUUGCAGAAGCUAGACAACAAUGAAGCUCUGCUCGGCUCCUAUCCUGUGGAUGAUGAGUGCAGAAUACAUGUGACAGACCGAAGUGGUACGCAGAGCGCGGAGUUCACUGAUUUGUCAAAGGUGGAUAAAUUCGAGAUCUCUGAUGAAGCCUAUGAAAAAAGAGGAGAUUCAAUACGGACCUUCAAGAAGAAUUUAAAGUUAGGUCGAUUUAAUGAGGAAAACAGGGCCAAGCAAGAAGAGGCUCUUGCUAAGAAAGAAGAGGAGGAGAAGGUGGCUGCUGGAUCCAUUGCUGUUGGGAACCGCUGCAAAGUUGAAGUUGUUGGGCAGCCUAGCAAGAUUGGCACUGUUAUGUUUGUGGGUACAGUAGAUUUCAAACCAGGCUACUGGGUUGGUGUGAAAUAUGAUGAGCCGCUUGGGAAGCAUGAUGGCAGUGUGAAUGGGAAACGUUACUUUGAAUGUGAGCCAAAAUAUGGCGCCUUCAUGAAGCCCCUCUCAGUGAUUGUGGGAGACUUCCCUGAAGAGGACUAUGGUUUGGAUGAGAUGUAAGACUCAGUUGAUUAGCAGUCAAGAUGAGCAGAAAGAUCCUUUCUUCCAGAAGUUUGGCUCCAUGACAUCGCUGCGGUAGAAGGUUUUUUGCUGUCGGUGCAGAUCAUUUUGUUUUAUGCUGGUGUGGAAAAGAUCAGCAAAAAUUGUACCUUCAUUUCCUGCAGUCAAAUUCGAGGAAUGAUCUUAAACAACAUCUGUGCCCUGGAGACUAGAAGUAACUGGUGAGAUAAAUGUGAGAACACCAGCUGAGGUCAGAGUAAAGAAAAGCAUUCGCUAGCAGACCAAAUCAUUUCAAAAUUCAAACACAACCAACCAACUACAACAGAAAAUGUAUUUCACAUUUUUGCAAUACUGUACACACUGUAUUGUAUCAAUGUAUUCUGUACUAAUGAAUUCCUCCUCUUCUGCAGCCUGUUAUAUUCUUUUGCAUCAGUAUGACUAUGUUUAAGGUUUCAGUCCCUCAUUGUCUUUAGCACUUUAGCGAUUAGCUCACUAAUGAGAUGUGUAAAGUAGAAUACCGUGGCUUCAGUUUUCCCAUGGUUCUGUAUUUUCAGUGUAAAUUACAGAAAUGUGAUUAAGUCUUGCUUUUCUUGUGAAAAUUGGCGGUAAGCAUUUUCGUGCAUGUCAAAUUUACGUUUAACAGAAAGGCCUAACGUUUUUAAUGGAAUUCUGUUAAGUAAAAUCUCUUUCAAAUAAAUUCAUGUGCCGAUUUUGGACAUCCUGCAGAAAUAUGGCCAAAUUGUCUAAUAUUUUUUUUUACGGUUUCAAUACUUAACAUGGGACACGUUGUGGUGAAAAAUAUUGAUGUAGUACAGCCCUAAAACCUUGAUAGUUCACAAGUAGUAAUAAAAAUCAGGUUUUGAUGCACAGCCAAUUUUAAGAUUCAUAUGAAUGCUGUAAUUAUAUUAAUAGUAGCCUUAAAAAAAACAAUGCAGUGUAAAAGUAAAAACAUUAGACAAUAGACUAAGGCCAGGCACAAACACUGAUGUUGGAGAUGGAUCUCUUUACAUGCUUGCAUUAAUUGGUCUUAAUGCUUGCAUUAAGUGGUCAUAAAUUUGAAAAGACAGUGAUUUGGGACAGUAUUUGUUUUUUUUAAUUUUGUGAUGCUUUGAAAAACAUAUAGACUCAGUCACCAUUUGCAAAUAAAAUACAUGAUCAAUUGAUUUGAUCAUUUAUUAAAUACAUGUGGCCAUGGGAUUUCUGGCUCAAUUGGACGUGCCUGAGGGGAUUUAAUAAAUGUAUUUUGAUUUGUCCCUCUAGAGACUGAUGCUUAAAAACAUAAAUAAAAAGUGUUUCAAAUCA